Messenger RNA from Symbiodinium sp. CCMP2592, 1671 nucleotides. Lineage: Eukaryota; Dinophyceae; Suessiales; Symbiodiniaceae. The record is from the annotation of a GenBank genome assembly.
AUGCCACUGGAACUGGUUUUCCAAAACUGCUGCGAUCAGAGGGAGCCACCAGGGGAUGAAGUCACACUGCAUGCUUCCUUCUCUGCCCGGCAUGAGACGCCCGGUUCUCAAUGCACAUCCGCUUUCACAAAUAUUCCUGAAGGUGAUGAAGCUUUAGUUCAUCCUUCACUCCAGGGCGAAGCAGCUUGUCUCACUGAGACGGACGCCGAUAAGCCUGAAAUUCCCGCGAAGUCCUCGACGUCACCCGACCUUACAAGCUUCGAUGCUUUGGAUGCAGCGUUGAUGCGAGGGAUUCCGCUGCGCGAGACGCUGCAGUGGGGAGCUCAUCUUUGGCUUUCGGAUCCACGAUCCCUGAGCGCCGGCAAGAAGGCCAAGCUCUGGGAUGCUUCGAAGCCAACGAAAAAGUAUGACAAGUUUCUAUCGCACACCUGGGAAACCCACGGAAGAUGGAAACAGCUGUCACUUCUUCUCCGUUUCGGCUGGCCUAGCAUGAUGAUAUUUUGGGCCGCUGGGGCAAUGAUUGCCUGCGUUCUUGUUCUACUCGAGGUGUUGCCACUCUUCACCGUGUUUCAACUGCCGCUUCCAACUUUAUGGCCUGGCGUACAUGGCACUUCCAUCCCAUAUGGUUGCUGGCUGAUGCUGCUGUCCUCCACCGGGGCCAUCCUAGGGCUUAUCGUUUUCCCAUAUCUUCCACACUUCGCGUCGGACAUUUGUUUCUUAGAUUUCGUAUGUGUUCACCAGACGGACGACAGGAAGAUGCAGCAGGGGAUCAGGUCUAUCGGAGCAUUCCUUGCGUCAGCUUCGGAACUGCGCGUGCUUUGGAGCGCGCCUUACCUACAGAGGUUGUGGUGUGUCUUCGAAUUGGCCGCAUAUCGCAAGCUCAAGCCGAAUGGAAAGAUCGUGAUAUCACGGGUUAUGACGGAGGUUGCUGUUCUUUUGACCUUCGUUUGGGUGCAGUUGGUCGUUGUGGGAUUCUGGCUCGCACGCUCGGGUCCCUACGGGGGAGAGCCCUGGCGGUUGCUGCUGGUGGUCGUCUGCGCGGGUCUGCCGAUUCUUGCUUCAAUGUCGCAGGCUGCAGUGCGGAAGCAAGAUGCUGAGGAAGAGUUGAGGAGCCAGCUGGCAAACUUCGAUGUGAUGAAUGUGAAGUGCAGCAACGAGUUUGAUAGACAAUGCAUCCAUGAUGCCAUCACCAGAUGGUACGGCAGCAUGAGUGCUUUCAACGAAUACAUACAAGGACCCUUCUGCCUUGAAGUACUUCAGCUCAGACGUAGCCAGCGCGGCAUUGAAGGCCACUACUUCAUGUUCUUGCUGCUGCCGACUAGCAGCUACUUUCUGGAGGGUUUUUUAUCAAUCGUGAUGUCCGGUGUCCCCGCUGAAGUAGCGGUAUCCUACUUCCUCGCCGCUGUGAUGUGCUUCAACCUGAUUUGGAUUCCAUCUGUCGUCGCAUUAGGAGCUUACUUCACUCAGCACGGAGUCCGAGUGGGCAGAUGCAGAAUCAAGCCUCCCCUCUUGGAGUCACUCGUAAUCUUUCUUCUGUGCCUCAUUCUUCUAGCGGUUGGGGUCGCGGCCACAGUUGCCGGCAUUGCCAACGGCAUACCAGUGGCAAUCCUGUGGAACAUCGUGGGAUUAGUCUUUGCUGCAGUGACUUGGAUGAAGUGCUGGCGAGUCUAA